Molecule: messenger RNA, 2410 nt
Organism: Pelobates fuscus (common spadefoot toad)
Lineage: Eukaryota; Metazoa; Chordata; Amphibia; Anura; Pelobatidae
Gene: PRSS16
Product: serine protease 16
Exons: 12
Coding region: 13-1617 (534 amino acids)
Biological process (GO): proteolysis
Cellular component (GO): endosome; lysosome
Molecular function (GO): dipeptidyl-peptidase activity; serine-type exopeptidase activity
Source: RefSeq, a predicted model, not a curated record
UCCCCCUAGGUCAUGUGCCAGUUAAAUGUUCUCCUUCCAGGGGAGGCUUCUCAUUAUCUUUUCUUUUUAUCUGUGGAGCUGCAAGCAAUGGCUUUGUCCUGGCUGCCCCUGUGCCUGGUUCUGCUGACCCUCCUGGGGGGGACUCAAGGGGCGUGGAAUAUACGACAGAUCAGAAACAAACUGCACCGGCAGCAGCAGGCAGAAUCCUUCAAAUCUUUUUACACUCGCUUUGGGCUCCCAAGGGGGGCACUUUCCUACACCACUGCACUGGAGGGUUACCUCACCCAGCCACUGGACCAUUUCAACCGACGCAGUAAUGCCACCUACAGGCAGCGGUACUGGAUAAACGAGGAGUUCUGGCAGCGGCCGGGCGGUCCGGUUUUUCUCUUUAUUGGAGGUGAAGGUUCCCUGUCUGAAUUCUCCGUACUGUCAGGGGAACAUGUGGAGAUGGCACAGAAACACCAGGCACUCUUAGUAUCUCUGGAGCAUCGUUAUUAUGGAGCUAGCAUUAACGAGGACGGCCUUACUCUGGAGGCAAUACGUUUCCUGUCUAGCCAGCAAGCUCUUGCAGAUCUUGCCUCCUUCCACCUGUUCAUCUCCCAGAAAUAUAAUCUCACCCGUAAUACAUGGAUCUGCUUUGGAGGGUCUUAUCCCGGCUCCCUCUCUGCCUGGUUCAGACUUAAGUUUCCCCAUCUGGUGUACGCCGCUGUGGCCUCUUCUGCUCCGGUUAGAGCUAAGCUUGACUUCACAGACUACAAUAAGGUGGUGGGUCAUAGUCUAUCGGACCCUGUGAUUGGUGGAUCUGCAAAGUGCCUGGAUUUGGUCAGACGAGGUUUCCAAAGAGUAGAUUCUCUCCUCAAGUCGAGAAAUGUCACCCAGUUGGAGAAGGAUUUCUUUUCAUGUGAAGCGCUGCGCGGCCCAGAUGACUUCUCAGAAUUUGUUAGUAACCUGGCCGACAUCUUCAUGGGCGCAGUGCAAUAUAAUGGGGAAAUUAAAGGCAAUGACGUGCGGGGAUUGUGUCAGAUUAUGACCACGGAAGGCAUGAAAUCUGCCUACGAGGGAUUGAAAAAAGUCAACAAGGCAUACAUGGAGUCCACGGCCCUCAAGUGCGUGGAAAAUUCUUACCAGAAAUCUGUGGAAGAUCUGAACAGCACCAAAAUCAACCCAGUGGGAGUCGGAGAACGCCAGUGGUAUUACCAGACCUGCACAGAGUUUGGAUACUAUCAGACGUGUGAAGACAGCUCUUGUCCGUUCUCCCCACUCAUCACCCUCUCCUCGCAACUGGCUCUCUGCCCUCGCGUAUUCCAGAUCCCACUGGAGUCUGUACAGAAAUCUGUCCAAUUCACCAAUGAGUUCUAUGGAUCAAAUCAUCCCAAAUCCAGCAGAAUAAUCUUUGUUAAUGGGGAUAUAGAUCCAUGGCAUGCACUCAGUGUGUUGAAGAAUCAGUCUCACUCAGAGGUCGCCAUCUUCAUCAAUGGGACUGCGCACUGUGCGAACAUGAGCCCUUCACGUCCCAAUGAUCCUCCUUCUCUGCAGAAAGCAAGAGAGGAAAUUGCAGUUCAAGUCGCUAACUGGUUAAAAUCUGCUCGGCGAGAUUUGGAAAGUGCUGGACCCUAAAUGUGCACUUAACGAGGCUGCACAGCCUACAAACCAAAUGUGCCAGAUUUACACUGGAAGCCUUUUUAAAAUCUUUUAAUGUGGUUGUAACCCAUUGCUGCUAGGAAAUUUUAUGUCUAUGCAAUAAUGUUUAUAUUUUACCAAAAGUGUGAUUUACAUAUAGGGGGGAACUACUGUGAAAGCAGAGUAUUGAACAGUGAAAAUGGGAACUCCCAGCAUGUUCAACCCUUUGCUGUUCAGGCCAGCACAAUCAUACUUAAGUGGAAGGGUGUGCAGAGCGCAGUAACUUUUGUCUUCACUCCGGAACCAACACCACUGUCAAGGAUGAUACAAGACGUUUGCAGUUUAUAAACGUCUGCUUUAAAAAUAAUUUAUUUGCAGUGAUUCGAUUGUCAUUAUAAUGACUUUAUAAUGUUAUUUAACUAUUCUGAUACUUAAAGAUCCACUCCUGCACUGGCAGUCCCUCCCUAAUGUCAGUAGUCAAACCAUUUAGUAAUGCUUUUUACUUGAUCCUGGGGACUGCUGGACGCUGCUCUCCCGCUUCCUUAAUGUCAGAAAGAGAUCUGGAAGAUAAGCUGCGCAGUGGAGGACAAGCUCAUUGGCCUAGAGCGGUAGUUGAUCAAUCUCAGCCAAUGAACAAAGCCUGGUGGAUCAAUGAAGAUUCUUCUGGCAGAAAUGAGGUGUGGAGCUGUGCCCAGUGAGCCCCAGAAAACCGUAACCAACAUUACAAUGGAGGGUGCCAGGGCACACUGGAGUAGUUACGGUACUUGGGAUAUUUUUUUUAAAAAAACAA